AAAACCUACGCCCCUCAGUGGCUUGUGCAGCCAUGGACACCAUCCGCUGUCUUUAUGUCCACCUACAGAAGGGCAUGGACACUGAGGCAAAUUGGACAGGUCAGGCUCUGCUGCUGAAAAUCUCACAGGCGUGUGGAAAUGCCUUUCUCCAGCAGCAGGCCAGUGAGGCCUUGGAGGCUCUGGUGCAGAAUUGCAGCCCUGGUCGAGUGCUGCCUGUUCUGCUGAAUACAGGGCAGAGCCACCUGAGCCCUGCAGUAAGAGCCAGCACUGCUCGUCUGCUCCACCUGCUGGCUGACAGACUGGGAGCGACUAAAGUCCUGACAGCAAGGCAGAGCUUCACCCAGCGCUUCCUCACUGCUGUCAGUAAGAUGUCUCUGGAUGCUGCUGCUGAAGUCAGGCCUCAUGGACGUGCCAUCCUUCAGAAACUGGCCCUCCACAGGGACUUCAUGAAGCUGUGGCAGAAAAAUGUGGCGGAAAAAGAUCGCCACUCACUGGAGAAGGUCCUGAGGAAUGUGGUGAAGAAUAUCAAAAUCCAUAUAUGAAUCCAGGGUGUUGUUCACCACACAGGACAACAAGAAAAGCCUCAUUCUUGCUGUCAGUCAUCAUGACCUCAGUAUCCUUCGCUGGGUUGAUUGUUCUCUUGUGUUUUGAUCUCAUGAGUUUGUUUUCUAUCUACUAUCAUAUUCUCUCUAUCUAUUAUCCCCCUUUCCCCUCACCCCAACCGGUCGAGGCAGAUGGCCGCCUUGUCUGAGCCUGGUUCUGCCGGAGGGUUCUUCCUGAAAAAGGGAGUUUUACCUCCCCACUGUCGCCAAGUGCUUGCUCAGACAGGGAAUCCAAAGGAAACUGGAUUUGUUGGAUUUCUCUCUAUAAUUUUGUCUUUACUUUUCUAAGUGAAGUCUCUUGAGAUCACACAUUUGAACUGGUGAAUAAAAUUGAUUGAAAAUGAACUGAAAGGUUCACCCCAAAAGUGUCUGGAUUCUGGUCACAUGGUUGAUGCUCACAUCUGCCCUGAGUCAGUCGUGGCUUCUCAGUUGCUGUGCAGAGCAGAGAAUCUUUGGGUUUCUUUUUUCACAAUUUCCAUCGUUAUUUUUGGUGAAUUUUUAAAUUUGACGUUUUAAAGAAAGUGACUACAAUGAAAUCUGACAAUUUUAAGCUUAUUUUCAACUGGUUUUCUCUAUGUAACCACACAAAACUGAUGGCAUUUAUUACAAACAGUCGGAAAGUUGAACCACUCUUUCCAUUUUUACAGUUUGUGGCUCUAAAAAGAGUGUGCAUUUUGAAGACUUUUUAAAAACAAAGCAUGCCUUGGCAGUGCACGGCACGGCAGUGAAGUUAGUUUCAGCCAGAGCACCAGCAGCUCUAAUGCUGCAGACGUUACAGCUGCAUCCACCAACAAGCUCAGCAGGACAGAAUAGGAUCCAUCUUGGCUCUAGAUUACUGCUAUUGGUAAGAUUAGGUGCAAAAGUAAAUUA
This is a messenger RNA of Acanthochromis polyacanthus (spiny chromis), 1472 nucleotides long. RefSeq names its product TOG array regulator of axonemal microtubules protein 1-like. Gene Ontology annotation, cellular component: cilium; cytoplasmic microtubule. The transcript has 3 exons. Gene Ontology annotation, molecular function: microtubule binding. The coding region runs from base 33 to 542 and encodes 169 amino acids. Gene Ontology annotation, biological process: microtubule cytoskeleton organization. NCBI's taxonomy places the organism in Eukaryota, Metazoa, Chordata, Actinopteri, Pomacentridae. The record is from RefSeq and is a predicted model, not a curated record.